CACGCCAGUCCACAGAGGUCCUGAUCAACCAAGAGGACAGCAGGGAAUAUCACCCUCUUCGGGCUGGAGUCAGUGGGAACAGACCCAAGAUGUCGGGGAGGAAUGCUUGGAAGACCUUAGCUUUCUCUUUGGUGGAGCAGAUGUGGGCCCCCCUCUGGAGCCGUCCGAUGAAGCCAGAGCGAUGGUGUUCUCAGCAGUCCUGUGCACGGCAAACCAGCACUAACACUUUGCACCCACUCCGGACGGGCCCAGUCUCCGUGCCAGGGGGCACCCGGCAGUCUCCCAUCAACAUCCAGUGGAAGGACAGCAUCUACGACCCCCGGCUAAAGCCACUCAGGGUCUCCUAUGACGCAGUAUCCUGCCUGUACGUCUGGAACACUGGCUACCUCUUCCAGGUGGAAUUUGACGAUGUCACCGAGGCAUCAGGAAUUAGUGGUGGGCCCUUGGAAAACCACUACAGACUGAAGCAAUUUCACUUCCACUGGGGAGCAGUGAACGAGGGGGGCUCGGAGCACACAGUGGAUGGCCACGCGUACCCCGCCGAGCUGCAUUUGGUUCACUGGAAUUCUGUGAAAUACCGAAAUUACAAGGAAGCUGUCGUGGGAGAGAACGGCUUGGCUGUGAUAGGUGUGUUUUUAAAGCUCGGGGUCCAUCAUCAGACGCUGCAGAGCCUGGUGGACAUCUUGCCGAAAAUAAAACAUAAGGACGCGCGGGCGGCCAUGGGCCCCUUCGACCCCUCCAGUCUGCUGCCAGCCUGCCGGGAUUACUGGACCUACGCGGGCUCACUCACCACCCCACCGCUGACCGAGUCAGUCACCUGGAUCAUCCAGAAGGAGCCCGUUGAAGUGGCCCCAAGCCAGCUCUCUGCAUUUCGUACUCUCCUGUUUUCUGCACUUGGUGAAGAGGAGAAGAUGAUGGUGAACAACUAUCGCCCUCUUCAACCCCUGAUGAACCGGAAGGUCUGGGCAUCCUUCCAGACCACUAAUGAGGGCACAAGAUCCUUGAGACGUUAGGUCCACAUGAGUAGCAGAACUGACUCUGAAAGAAGGAAGCAUUGUUCCCCAGGUUUCACAAUGUGAUCGUACGUGACUUCUGAAAUUAAAAAGAGAGAAUGGGAUUA
This is a messenger RNA of Rhinopithecus roxellana (golden snub-nosed monkey), 1120 nucleotides long. It is a transcript of the gene CA5A, whose product is annotated as carbonic anhydrase 5A. Bases 90 to 1013 code for a protein of 307 amino acids. Gene Ontology annotation, molecular function: zinc ion binding; carbonate dehydratase activity. The transcript is spliced from 7 exons. NCBI's taxonomy places the organism in Eukaryota, Metazoa, Chordata, Mammalia, Primates, Cercopithecidae. Gene Ontology annotation, cellular component: mitochondrion; cytoplasm. The record is from RefSeq and is a predicted model, not a curated record.